AAAAAUCAGCAGGAACAAGCCAAAAGCAGCUUAAUUAAAUUAAUCUUAUUUCCAUUAAUGUCCUUUAUUUUUCUCUUUUCUCUUUUCUUAAAGCAAUAAUAAUAAUAAUAAUAAUAAUAAUAAUAAUACUUAGCCGAUUUUCAUCAAAAAGCAGCUUCUCUAUUUCAAAGCUUCACAUUUACUAGUUUAGCGAGAGAGAGAGAAGAUAAUGGCGGUCUCAGUCCCCAUCUUGGCCAUCGUCGUCUCUCUUCACCUCAUAGCCUUUGUUCUCGCCGUUGGUGCAGAACGACGCCGUAGCUCGGCUAAGGUGGUGCCUGAUCAGUACGACGAUUUCACAUACUGCCUUUACGACUCGGACGCUUCGACGGUUUACGGAUUAGCGGCGUUUGGGUUGCUUCUCUUGAGCCAAACGGUGCUUAACGGCGUUACUCGGUGUCUCUGCUUCGGAAGAGGCUUAGUCACUGGCAGAACCACUACUUGGACCGUCUUCUUCUUCAUCGUCUCUUGGACGAGCUUUUUGGGGGCCGAGGCGUGCUUAUUGGCAGGUUCGGCGAAAAAUGCAUACCAUACCAAGUACAGAGCAGAUUUUGGAGUUGGUCAUGUUUCGUGUGCAACCUUAAGAAAGGGAGUUUUUGCUGCUGGGGCUGCUCUUACAUUGUUGUCACUUCUGGGGUCUGUUCUAUACUACUGGACACACUCUAAAGCUGAUACCGGUGGAUGGCAAAAGCAUCAGAAUGAAGGCCUUGGGAUGACUAAUUCUGACUAUGGACAACAUCAGCAACACCCGCAGCAGCAAGCCAAUGAAUUCCAGAAGGUCUAAUUAUUAUGAACCGAUGUUGGGUAGGUUAGUAUCAAUUUCACAGUUUUGGAAAUAUCUGUUAACUAAAAAUUACAUAGAUCAUAUAUCAAAUUGGUACUUUGUGGGCUAUAGAUGAAAAAUGUGCUGUUCAAGGAUGUCAUAUUGUGGAUGUUGGAAAUUAGAUUAUAUAUUAUUGUGCUAUGUUGCUUUGUCUA
This is a messenger RNA of Humulus lupulus (European hop), 1014 nucleotides long. RefSeq lists its product as uncharacterized. The record is from RefSeq and is a predicted model, not a curated record. The transcript has 3 exons. The coding region runs from base 209 to 820 and encodes 203 amino acids. Lineage: Eukaryota; Viridiplantae; Streptophyta; Magnoliopsida; Rosales; Cannabaceae.